CCGCGAUAGCAAAAGCCUUCCCACUCCCUUCCCUCCCAUCCCAGACGCCACAGACCCGACGACGGCCGCCGGCCGGCAAGAAGGCGUCGUCCAUGGGGCCCCAGCAGGACCGGUCGGCGUCCAAGGCGCUCGCCAACGGCACGGCGGUGGCGCCCGAGAGGAAGGACGGCAAGGUGGUGCACUACAAGGAGUGCCAGCGCAACCACGCCGCCGGCAUCGGCGGCUACGCCGUGGACGGCUGCCGCGAGUUCAUGGCGUCCGCCCCCGCGGGCGCCGAGGCGCUCCUCUGCGCGGCGUGCGGCUGCCACCGCAGCUUCCACAAGCGCGAGGUGGAGGCCGUCGAGUGCGACUGCUCCUCCGACACCUCCGGCCGGUGAUCGCCGCCGCCCGUCGCCGCCCAAGCCCGCUGUUCUCUUGCUGGCUCGUCACGGGUAGACCGGCAUCUAUCGGCAGGUAAGGCGUGGUGGACGUUGAGAUGACUCCAUUCGAUCUCGAUCCAUCUAUCAAAUACAUAUAUAUGGCCCGGUUAAUUUAUCUUCUUCCUCCUCCUCCUCUUCCUCCUGGUAUUGGGAUUAAUUUGGUGCUCGAUUGCGUGUGAUGUAAUUAACAUAUCCGUACGUGUAGCAUAUGCGUGUUGAUGAGAGUCCAAACUGGUGCGUGUGUGUGUAGAUCGAUCGGUGAGAUGAACACCUUGUAAUUUGUACAGAUUUGUGUUUCUUGUUUGGAACCAGCAGUUAAUAAGAUAUGCCUCUGAAUUAUGGAUUGA
This is a messenger RNA of Triticum dicoccoides, 766 nucleotides long. RefSeq names its product mini zinc finger protein 1-like. The transcript has a single exon. The coding region runs from base 93 to 377 and encodes 94 amino acids. The record is from RefSeq and is a predicted model, not a curated record. Gene Ontology annotation, biological process: regulation of developmental process; regulation of DNA-templated transcription. Gene Ontology annotation, molecular function: transcription cis-regulatory region binding; DNA-binding transcription factor activity. Gene Ontology annotation, cellular component: nucleus. Lineage: Eukaryota; Viridiplantae; Streptophyta; Magnoliopsida; Poales; Poaceae.